UCGGCGUUAGGAACAGAAGUUCAAGAGGCCGCGCUGCUCCUUCUCCCGCAUUCACUGGGGAGUCUUGCUCUGCAAGUGCAGUUGCAGGCGGUUCGGGAGCGCAGCCCCAGACCUGCCGCCCGCCGCUUCUGUGCCUCUGCAUCUGCCACCGUGGGUCCCAAGUUCCAGUGACUUCUGUCCCACCCUCUCCGCUCUGCUCCCCGUGUGUCCUGAAGAAAGGGGACCUGCUCCCGAGAUUUUCCACGGCAAAGUUAACAUGUUGACUGGAAGUGUAAUGUUACAGGUGAUGAUAGCAUUUGAAGACCUGGCUGUGUACUUUACCUGGGAGGAAUGGCAGAACAUGAACAAUGCUCAGAAAAUCCUGUACAGAGAUGUGAUGCUGGAGACCUACAGCAGCCUCUUCUCCUUGGGGCACUGCAUUACCAAACCUGACUUAAUCUUCAAGUUGGAGCAAGGAGAAGAGCCAUGGAUGGUGGACAAAUGCUUGAAUCAGAGCCUUUCAGUGGUCAUGAAAAUGGAUGACCUGAUUAAGAUCAACCUGGAAAGUCAGGACAAAAAUCUGAAUCAGGAUUUUAUGAAAAAUAACAAGACAUCAGCUCACAAGAGAGUUGAAUUAAGAAAAACCCUUAGUUUAAAUUCAAGCCAUAUUCCAACAAUGAUUAUUAAAAAGGGAAUCUAUUCAGGAUUGAAGCCUGAGGAAUGCAAUAAAUGUCACACUGUGUAUCCCCACAGUGGGCCUGAUCAACUACAGGCUGGAGAGAAAUUUGAUAACACUAAGAUACCUGGAAAAUCUCUCCAGUUCUGUGAGCCUCUUAGUCAGUAUGACAAUAUUCACAUCAUGAAGCAGCCAUUUGGACCCACUGGACAAGCAAAAGUCUUCACAAGAAAGAUGUUCUGUAAAUCUGAGAGGGUUCAUAUGGCAGAAAACUGUAAUAAAUCAACUGUCACUUUUGGAAAAGCAACUCAAAUAGAAAAAGCUAUCCAUGAAAAUUCUAGCCUCAAUAUGCAUCAACAAAGUCACACAAGAAAGAAAUUUUAUAAGUACAUUAAGUAUGUUGAACCUGUCAUUCACCAGUCACAUCUUGCAAUAAAUCACAGACUAAAUACAAGGGAAAAACUUUACACAUGUAACCCUUGUGGAAAAUCACUCAGUAUUAAUUCACCUUAUGAAUGUAAUGACUGUGGAAAAGACUUUGGACAAAAAUCAGUCCUCAGGAAAUGUCAACAAAUUCACACAGGAGAGAAAUCACAUGAAUGUAGUGAUUGUGGGAAAGCCUUUACACAAAAGUCAUACCUCAUAAACCAUCAGCAAAUUCACACAGGGGAGAAACUUUAUAAAUGCCUUCAUCGUGGAAGAGGCUUUCUGUGGAAGUCAGCCCUCAUCAGACACCAGAGAAUUCACACAGGGGAGAAACCUCAUGAAUGUAAUGACUGUGGAAAAGCCUUUGGACAAAAGUCAGACCUCAUCAUACACCAGCGAAUUCACACAGGGGAGAAACCUCAUGAAUGUAAUGACUGUGGAAAAGCCUUUGGACAAAAUACAGGCCUCAUCAUACACCAGCGAAUUCACACAGGGGAGAAACCUCAUGAAUGUAAUGACUGUGGAAAAGCCUUUGGAUGCAAGUCACACCUCAUCAUACACCAGCGAAUUCACACAGGACAGAAACCUCAUAAAUGUAAUGACUGUGGAAAAGCAUUUGGACAAAAGUCAGGCCUCAUCAUACACCAGCGAAUUCACACAGGGGAGAAACCUCAUGAAUGUAAUGACUGUGGAAAAGCCUUUGGAUGCAAGUCAGACCUCAUGAAAUAUCAGCGAAUUCACACAGGGGAGAAACCUCAUAAAUGUAAUGACUGUGGAAAAGCCUUUGGACGAAAGUCAUGCCUCAUAUUACACCAGAGAAUUCACACAGGGCAGAAACCUCAUCAAUGUAAUGACUGUGGAAAAGCCUUUGGAUGCAAGUCACAACUCAUCAUACACCAGCGAAUUCACACAGGGGAGAAACCUCAUGAAUGUAAUGACUGUGGAAAAGCCUUUGGACAAAAUUCAGGCCUCAUCAUACACCAGCGAAUUCACACAGGGGAGAAACCUCAUGAAUGUAAUGACUGUGGAAAAGCAUUUGGACAGAAGUCACACCUCACCAUACACCAGCGAAUUCACACAGGGGAGAAACCUCAUGAAUGUAAUGACUGUGGAAAAGCCUUUGGAUGCAAGUCAUACCUCAUGAAACAUCAGCGAAUUCACACAGGGGAGAAAUCUCAUAAAUGUAAUGACUGUGGAAAAGCAUUUGGACAAAAGUCAGACCUCAUCAUACACCAGAGAAUUCACACAGGGGAGAAACCUCAUCAAUGUAAUGACUGUGGAAAAGCCUUUGGACACAAGUCAUACUUCAUGAAACAUCAGCGAAUUCACACAGGGGAGAAACCUCAUGAAUGUAAUGACUGUGGAAAAGCCUUUGGAUGCAAGUCACACCUCAUCAUACACCAGAGAAUUCACACAGGACAGAAACCUCAUAAAUGUAAUGACUGUGGAAAAGCCUUUGGACAAAAGUCAGGCCUCAUCAUACACCAGCGAAUUCACACAGGGGAGAAACCUCAUGAAUGUAAUGACUGUGGAAAAGCCUUUGGAUGCAAGUCAGACCUCAUGAAACAUCAGCGAAUUCACACAGGGGAGAAACCUCAUAAAUGUAAUGACUGUGGAAAAGCCUUUGGACAAAAGUCAGGCCUCAUCAUACACCAGCGAAUUCACACAGGGGAGAAACCUCAUGAAUGUAAUGACUGUGGAAAAGCCUUUGGAUGCAAGUCAGACCUCAUGAAACAUCAGCGAAUUCACACAGGGGAGAAACCUCAUGAAUGUAAUGACUGUGGAAAAGCCUUUGGACGAAAGUCACACCUUAUAAACCAUCAGCGAAUUCACACAGGGGAGAAACCUCAUAAAUGUGAUGACUGUGGAAAAGCCUUUGGACGCAAGUCACACCUCAUGAAACAUCAGCGAAUUCACACAGGGGAGAAACCUCAUGAAUGUAAUGACUGUGGAAAAGCCUUUGGAUACAAGUCAGCCCUCAUCAUACAUCAGCAAAUUCACACAGGGGAGAAACCUCAUAAAUGUAAUGACUGUGGAAAAGCCUUUGGACAAAAGUCAGACCUCAUCAUACACCAGAGAAUUCACACAGGGCAGAAACCUCAUGGAUGUAAUGACUGUGGAAAAGCCUUUGGACAAAAGUCAGGCCUCAUCAUACACCAGCGAAUUCACACAGGGGAGAAACCUCAUGAAUGUAAUGACUGUGGAAAAGCCUUUGGACGCAAGUCAGACCUCACCAUACACCAGAGAAUUCACACAGGGGAGAAACCUCAUCAAUGUAAUGACUGUGGAAAAGCCUUUGGCCACAAGUCAAACCUCAUCAGACACCAGCAAAUUCACACAGGACAGAAACCUCAUAAAUGUAAUGACUGUGGAAAAGCAUUUGGACAAAAGUCAGGCCUCAUCAUACACCAGAGAAUUCACACAGGGGAGAAACCUCAUCAAUGUAAUGACUGUGGAAAAGCCUUUGGAUGCAAGUCACACCUCAUGAAACAUCAGCGAAUUCACACAGGGGAGAAACCUCAUGAAUGUAAUGACUGUGGAAAAGCCUUUGGACAAAAGUCAGGCCUCAUCGUACACCAGCAAAUUCACAAAAGGGAGAAACCUCAUGAAUGUAAUGGCGAUGGAAAGGCCUUUGUAUGAAAGUCACACCUCAUAUCACACUGGAGAAUUCACAUAGGGGAGAAAACCCAUGAAAGUAAUGACCAAGGGAAAGCCUCUGGAUAAAAGUCAAUCCUUUAGAAACAUCAGAGAAUUCACACAGGGAGGAAACCUCAUGAAUGUAAUGACUUUGGAAAAGCCUUUUGACAAAAGACAAAACUCAUAUCACAGCAGAGAAUUCACACAGGGUAGAAAACUCAUGAUUGUAAUAACUGUGGAAAGCAUUUAGCCAUAAGUCAACCUUCAUCAUGCAUCAGGGAAUUCACACAGGGCAGAAACCUUAUGAAUAUAAUGACUGGAAAAGCCUUUGGACAAAAGUCAAACCUCAUAAUGCACCAGAGAAUGCACACAAUGUUGAAACUUCAUUAAUGUAAUGACUGUGGAAAAACUUGAUUUUAACUUCCAACUCCAAAUGCAUCAGAGGAUUCACACAGGGAAAUAACCUUAUAAAUGUAAUGACUGCAUAAAAGCCUUUUUCUAUAAGUUAUAUCAAAACAGAAUUCACACAGGGCAGAAACCGUAUCAAUCUAAUGAGUGUGGAAAAGCCUUUAUAAAUCAUAUGUUGUAAAUCAUAGCUCAUAUCACACCAGAGAAUUCACAUCGGAGAGAAACUUCAUGAAUGCAAUGACUGUAGAAAAGCCCUUGGCAAUAAGUCACAUCUCAGAAUGCAUUAGAAAAUUCACAUGAAAAGAAACCUUUUGGACAUAAUGACUUGGAAAGCUUUUUCCCAUAGUUCAGCCCUCAUUGCACAUCAUCUAAUUCAUAUGUGGGAAAACACUUUGUAUAUAAUGCAUAUGGAAAAGCCUUUAUCCAUAAGUAACACCCCAUAAAACAUCAGAAUUCACAUGGGGGAGAAACCAUAUGAAUGGAAUGAGUGUUGGAAAACUAUGCCAAUAUCACACAAUAUAACAUCGAGAAUUUA
Messenger RNA from Lepus europaeus (European hare), 4661 nucleotides. RefSeq names its product zinc finger protein 271-like. The record is from RefSeq and is a predicted model, not a curated record. The coding region runs from base 257 to 3721 and encodes 1154 amino acids. Lineage: Eukaryota; Metazoa; Chordata; Mammalia; Lagomorpha; Leporidae. Gene Ontology annotation, biological process: regulation of transcription by RNA polymerase II. The transcript is spliced from 4 exons. Gene Ontology annotation, molecular function: RNA polymerase II cis-regulatory region sequence-specific DNA binding; DNA-binding transcription factor activity.